GGAGAUGGAUAAUAGGGAAGAAAAAUUGAGAGAAGAAUUCGAGGAAGAACUUGAAGAAGAAAAUAAGAAAGGGUUAAUAGAGCGAUUAAAUAUCGGGGGAAGUAAAAUAGCGGAAGGACUUAAAAAAUUGGAUAAAGGAAAAAGGAAGAGCAAAAAAAUGUUGAAGAAAUGGAAAAAAGAAUUGGAAAAACUGACUUUAAAUGAAACCAAAUUGAAGGAGGAGCAAAAUAAAAAUUCUAAAAACUUGUCGGAAUUCGAGGGGAUAUUGGAAAAAACUAAAAAUUUAAAAAAGAUUGAUGGAAACUAUUACGGCCUACUCUCGUUUUUUAAAUAUACUAUAUCUUCAAAAUGUAGUAAGGCUUGUUGUGGAGAAAUUGAAGAUGAAUAUGAAUGGGAGAGAAAAUUGGGAGAGAUGGAGUAUGAGUAUGAAGUAAACAUCGAAAAGAACAAUUCCGACAAUUCGUUAGAAACCAAAAAACAAUUCUGUGAAAAAUUGGAAAUUUUUAAACAAAACUUUGAAAAAAAAUAUCCACAAAAUGCGAUAGAGAAAAGAUUAGAUUUUGAGACUGUGAGUGAAUGGAAGGACGGAAAUAAAGAAAAUUCAAUGGGAAAACGAAUUGAUAAAUUAAUCAAAGAGUGUUUAGAAUUUAAAACCAAGGUAUUUUAUAAUAAAGGGAUAAGGAGCUUCCAGAUAUAG
This is a messenger RNA of Meloidogyne enterolobii, 697 nucleotides long. The record is from the annotation of a GenBank genome assembly. NCBI's taxonomy places the organism in Eukaryota, Metazoa, Nematoda, Chromadorea, Rhabditida, Meloidogynidae.